Pseudoliparis swirei is the source of this 3382-nucleotide messenger RNA. RefSeq names its product olfactomedin-like 2Ba (gene olfml2ba). The record is from RefSeq and is a predicted model, not a curated record. The coding region runs from base 233 to 2926 and encodes 897 amino acids. NCBI's taxonomy places the organism in Eukaryota, Metazoa, Chordata, Actinopteri, Perciformes, Liparidae. The transcript is spliced from 8 exons. Gene Ontology annotation, biological process: signal transduction.
UGCCGGCUGCUCCCUCGCAGGCUGCACGGUUUCUCUGCAUUCACUGACAAUGAACACGAUGACAUCGCGCUAUAAAGUUUAAUCUCGCUAAUUGAUGGCUCCUCUGGAUUUACCUCUCCAAUUUUGGGGGCUAUGACAUUUUCUUGGCAGCUAAAGUAAUUUGUGGCAGGCUGUGCCUGCUUGCUCACUUGCAACAUCACGUCUCUCGCCGGUGCUCCGUGGGCUUCACAACAUGUAUAAGUUAUGCAUCGCCGUCGUCCUGUGUUGUGCGUUUUUUCCACGGUGCUCUGCAGCGCCAAAGACCUGGGGUGCAGAUCCCAGGUCCGAAUUUGAGCGCGAGGCAGAGCAAGAGCACAGGCGGAAGGAGGAGAUAGAUGCCCAGGAGAGCAUCCUCUCUAAGCUGCUGGGUGAUUAUGACAAAGUGAAAGCCCUCUCGGAAGGCUCUGACUGUCGGUGUAAAUGUGUUGUCAGACCCCUGAGCAGGAGCGCCUGCCGGCGGAUAGAAGAAGGGAGCGCCACUGCGCAGGACUUCUUCAGCGUGGAGACUAUCACAUCUGGACCAGAGUGCAAGUGCGCCUGCAUCGCGCCUCCGUCAGCAGUCAACCCGUGCGAGGGAGAGUUCAGGCUGAAAACACUUAGGGAAGCUGGAAGAGGGAACGUCAAGCUUUCCACUAUCCUCGAGCUGCUGGAGGGAUCCUUCUAUGGGAUGGAUCUACUGAAGCUGCACUCCGUUACCAAUAAGCUGCUGGGUCGCAUGGAAAACAUGGAGAAGGCAGUAGCUCUGAACUACACCACGGUUGAACUGGAGCCCCAGGAGAGCCCUCAUAUCCAGGCGGAUGCGACUGAAAGCCCACCCACCCCUCCUCAGCACCGGCAUCCGGACCAGAAGAAACCAAGUGAGGCCAGCAGGACUGCAGCAUAUCCAGACCCAGAUGUACAAUAUGAGAAGAAGUUUAUUGGGGAAAACCCAUCCUUCCUAAAGACAGAUGGUUCUGCUCGUAUCAUUGAAGUUAAACCUCGGGUGACUCUCAGAAACGUGGCUAACAAGGAGACGUCUCAAGUGUCGAAGACCGGCCCCAAUGGAAUGAUCAUAAGGGGGAUGACUUUUUAUAAAUCGGAGCCAGAUCCGAUGGUGGCGGACGACGGGGAGCCUGGAGAGAACCUGUUUGAGUACAAUGAAUUCAGUGGCGAUGGCCUGAUUGACAUCUUCAUUGAGGAGAAUCUUUUACAACGCGCAGUCCCUCGCCCCAAGACGAGGACGUGGCCGAGAUCCUUCCAACCAAAGACAACCGGUCCAUUGCACGCUUCCACAAAAAACAUCCAAUCGGCAAAACCGAAAGAAGCUCAGCCCACCUCAAAAACUCCCAAAGAGUUUGUCGACGCAGGUGGAGCCACAUCGGCGGACGCGUCCGCAGAUAUACAGAGUCACGCGUCCGCAGAGAGAAGCGGCACGUUGGGACCAACCGCUCCCACACAGAGAGUCACUGCUGGAACCACUCAGGGGCCAAUCCCUGUGACGGAGGAGCCUUCUGGCACUUCCUCAAGCAUCACCGCCGAGGAAACAACCAACACGACAAUAAACACGACGCAACCGUCCGAAAAUACCGUCACAAAAGAAGUCCUACCGGCAUUGACGGCGAGGAAUAUGCCGACCACGGUGAUGGACACCUCGACCCGGGAGGUGAGCCAACACAUGCAAAUCAUUCCCAGCAGCACUGCAGCUCUUUUCAGAACACACACGCCAAAUACCGCCACAGAGGCUUUGGCUACCGCUCCGUCUUCCGGUGUAACCAUCACAAGCCAUGCUGCCCUGACCUCAGCACCAGUACGCCGCACCACAGCUCCCACACCGGAGGCCUCCACACCAGGAGAGACAACGGAAUCCACCUUCUUUCCAGCUUGGACUUUGCCUCCUACCACGCGGAGGCCGAUGACUUUGUCUCCCCCCACGUUCCUGCCUCUCACCACACCUGUGACUACCCCUUCUUCAGCUGCCACCACCACCACAACCAGACAGGCUGCUCAAGUCAAACAAAAAUACAAAAUCAGCUGGGAAGAGGAAGAUGGGGAGGAGGGACACCCGGGAUUAGAAGAGCCGAUGCAAAGACAGGAGGAAUCUCCCUCGAGGAAACCUGGGGAGUGCGAGGACACUUUGGCAACAAUUUCGGAGCCAGUAACUCACAACACCUACGGCCGGAAAGAAGGAGCGUGGAUGAAGGAUCCGAAGUCGGAUAACGACAAAAUCUACGUCACAAACUUCUUCUACGGAAAUAAUCUCCUGGAGUUCCGCAACCUGGAGGUUUUCAAACAAGGCCGUUUCACCAACUCUUACAAGCUUCCCUACAACUGGAUCGGCACCGGGCACGUGGUCUACGACGGGGCUUUCUUCUACAACCGCGCCCUCUCCCGAGACAUCAUCAAGUUCGACCUGCGCCGGCGCUCCGUGGCCGCCUGGACCAUGCUGCACGACGCCCUGCUCGAGGAGUCGUCGUCGCCGUGGGAGUGGGGCCGCCACUCGGAUGUGGACUUGGCCGUGGACGAGAGCGGCCUGUGGAUCGUCUACCCGGCACACGACGAAGAGGGCUUCUUGCAGGAAGUGAUCGUCCUGAGUCGACUGGACCCCUCAGACCUCAGCAUGCAGAGGGAGACCACCUGGAGAACCGGGCUCAGGAGGAACCACUACGGGAACUGCUUCGUCGUGUGCGGCGUCCUUUACGCUGUUGACAGCCACGACCGGAGGGACGCCAAACUGGAAUACGCCUACGACACGCACACGAACACUCAGAUGACUCCCAGAAUGCCGUUCACCAACAACUACAGCUACACCACGCAGAUCGACUACAAUCCCAAAGAGGGCGUUUUGUACGCGUGGGACAACGGACACCAAGUCACAUACAACAUUAAGUUUGCCUUUGUUGACCCGUAGUUUUUAAAAAGUUAACUAAGGUUUGAAUGGAUUGUAGAUCAGUCCACACGGCCUUCAGUACGGAGAGCAACGAGGGCCAAAUGUACAAAUAUACUGAAGGGUUUUCUGCUUUUGUUUAAAUUUGUAUCUGAAAUUGAUGAAACGAUGAGCUUGAUUUAAAUUAACGUAGAAAGGUGUCGGAACCAGCUCACGUCUCGGGUCAAAUAAAGCUUUAACAAUUCUCAUGACAUAACCAAUUCGUGGGAGAGCUAUUCUUUCACCAAAUUGCCCGAUUACAUGGAUAAAUUCCAUGUUUCUGGGUUUUCUUUUACACACGUGAUUCUUUGUAUUUCAUUGUUCUUUGCAUAUGCCGCCGGCCGUCUGUGUGGUAACAUCACACCUUUGUCUUGGGAGAGCACUUAGCCCAUCCAUAUCAGACUGCUUUUGAAGAAACGGCAAUAAAGUUGGUAAAUACUA